UCUUCCUUCAUUUCAUCAAUCAAUCAAAAUCACUUUCCUUUCUCAAUCCAUAAAACACAAACAGAAGACGAAGAACAAAUAAAGGAGAAAGAGAGAAAACAAAAACAUUUAUUAAUAAUCUCUGCCCGCUUCUUUGUUCUUGAGAAGAGAAAGAUUUCAUUUUUUUGUAAAAGUCAAAUCUCAGGGAACGAGCAGGCAGAUUUUGAAUCUUCUUCUUUCUUCUUCUUCUUCUUCUGUUGAAGAUAGUUUUGGAGAGAUUUGUGUGUUUUGAUUGAUUGAUGGGUUUUUUGGUGGAUACGCAAAAGGAAGGAGGUGGACAUUCAUGGGGUUACGUUAGGAGUUUGGUGAGAAGGAAACAAGUUGACUCUGCUAAUGGUAAACCUCAGGGUCCUCAGCUCGCUAAAGCCCUCACUGUUCCUCACCUCGUUGCUAUUGGUGUUGGAGCAACAAUAGGAGCUGGAGUUUAUAUUCUUGUAGGAACAGUUGCGAGAGAGCAUUCAGGACCUUCUCUAGCUUUGUCUUUUCUUAUUGCUGGGAUUGCUGCUGGUCUUUCUGCGUUUUGUUAUGCUGAACUCUCUAGUCGUUGUCCUUCAGCUGGGAGUGCUUAUCACUAUUCCUACAUUUGUGUUGGUGAAGGUGUUGCGUGGAUAAUUGGUUGGGCGUUGAUUCUGGAAUACACGAUUGGUGGGUCAGCUGUUGCCCGUGGGAUAUCACCAAAUCUGGCACUGAUUUUUGGUGGUGAAGAUGGUUUGCCUGCAAUUUUAGCGCGCCACCAGAUCCCAGGUCUUGAUGUUGUUGUUGAUCCAUGUGCUGCUAUUCUUGUGUUCAUUGUAACUGGCCUUUUGUGCAUGGGAAUAAAAGAGAGCACAUUUGCUCAGGGAAUUGUAACUGCAGUCAAUGUGUGUGUCUUGUUAUUUGUCAUAGUAGCUGGCUGUUAUCUGGGCUUCAAGACAGGUUGGGCUGGAUAUGAACUUUCGACAGGGUUUUUUCCAUUUGGAGUGGAUGGAAUGUUUGCUGGUUCUGCUACAGUCUUUUUUGCAUUCAUUGGGUUUGAUUCGGUUGCAAGUACAGCAGAGGAGGUGAAAAAUCCCCAACGGGAUUUACCGAUUGGUAUUGGUCUAGCUCUCUUGCUCUGUUGUUCUCUCUACAUGAUGGUAUCCAUUGUAAUUGUUGGUUUAAUUCCUUACUAUGCAAUGGAUCCUGACACCCCGAUAUCCUCUGCAUUCGCUAGUAAUGACAUGCAAUGGGCUGUAUACUUAAUAACGUUAGGAGCUGUUAUGGCUCUCUGCUCAGCUUUAAUGGGUUCCCUUCUCCCUCAGCCACGAAUUCUGAUGGCAAUGGCUAGGGAUGGCCUGCUGCCUUCCCUUUUUUCAGACGUUAAUAGACGCACACAGGUUCCGGUUAAAGCAACCGUGGCAACUGGGUUGUGCGCGGCAACCUUAGCAUUCUUUAUGGAUGUUUCACAGCUUGCAGGGAUGGUGAGUGUUGGGACGCUUCUGGCAUUUACAAUGGUGGCAGUAUCAGUGUUGAUACUGAGAUUUGUUCCUCCAGAUGAGCUACCUCUUCCCUCGUCUCUUCAAGAGAGGAUUGAUUCUGUUUCCUUCAUAUAUGGUGAAACAAAGUCAUCCGAUCAUGUAGGCACUUCCAAUAGCAGCACUCAACAACCUUUAAUUGGCAAAAGUGAUGCUUCGGUCGAUUUCCCAGUUAUCAAGAAUCAAGAAGCUCUAGGGUGUUGGGUUCUAAGCGAAGAAAACAGAAGGAUGGUUGCUGGAUGGAGCAUUAUGUUCACCUGUAUUGGGGCUUUCCUUUUAAGUUAUGCAGCAUCAAGCCUGAGCUUUCCAGGGCUUCUUAGAUAUUCAUUGUGUGGUGUUGGUGGAAGUCUCCUCCUUGCUGGUUUGGUUGCUCUCAGUUCUAUAGAUCAGGAUGAUGCCAGACACACUUUUGGACAUUCUGGAGGUUUCAUGUGCCCGUUUAUCCCACUCCUGCCGAUUAUUUGCAUUCUCAUCAACAUGUACCUCUUGGUUAACCUCGGAUCUGCGACAUGGGCUCGUGUAUCGGUAUGGCUGCUAAUUGGAGUGAUAGUGUAUGUUUUCUACGGCCGUAAAAACAGCUCGCUCGCCAAUGCAGUUUAUGUAACUACAGCUCAUGCGGAAGAGAUAUAUCGCGAACAUGAAGGUUCAUUGGCAUAGUCUGAGAAAGCAUCCCUUUUGGUAAUGUAUGUAACAUAUAAAUCUGUAUUGUCUUGUUAUAUGGUUGAAACAAGAAUGCCAUAAUCUCUAUUUGUGAGCAAAAGAUCUGCUGAUGAGGACUCUUUGUAAAUAAUAUAUAUCACCAUGGUCCAUGGAUUCAUAAUCAGAAAACACUUCACUCAAGUGUCGUCAA
Messenger RNA from Capsella rubella, 2382 nucleotides. Its product is annotated as cationic amino acid transporter 2, vacuolar. Lineage: Eukaryota; Viridiplantae; Streptophyta; Magnoliopsida; Brassicales; Brassicaceae. Bases 279 to 2189 code for a protein of 636 amino acids. Gene Ontology annotation, biological process: amino acid transport; transmembrane transport. The record is from RefSeq and is a predicted model, not a curated record. Gene Ontology annotation, cellular component: membrane. Gene Ontology annotation, molecular function: amino acid transmembrane transporter activity. The transcript is spliced from 14 exons.